This is a messenger RNA of Octodon degus (degu), 2624 nucleotides long. RefSeq names its product neutrophil cytosolic factor 2 (gene Ncf2). The record is from RefSeq and is a predicted model, not a curated record. Gene Ontology annotation, biological process: superoxide anion generation; respiratory burst; phagocytosis. Gene Ontology annotation, molecular function: protein binding; superoxide-generating NADPH oxidase activator activity. The transcript is spliced from 15 exons. NCBI's taxonomy places the organism in Eukaryota, Metazoa, Chordata, Mammalia, Rodentia, Octodontidae. Gene Ontology annotation, cellular component: NADPH oxidase complex. The coding region runs from base 165 to 1745 and encodes 526 amino acids.
GCAUUUACAACACCACCAAGUUGUCCUAAGAGAGAGUGAACUCUGUUCUUCACAGCAGGCGGGGAAGGUGCAGACGUCUGCUCUGGGCCAUCCCACUGUGGAGACCCCUUACGCCCCCGUGUACUGGCAGCUCUCUCAGCCCGCCACCUGGGCUCCACCUGACCAUGUCUCUGGCUGAGGCCAUCAGCCUCUGGAAUGAAGGGGUGCUGGCAGCUGACAAGAAGGACUGGAAAGGGGCCCUGGAUGCCUUCAAAGCAGUCCAGGAUCCCCACUCCCGGAUCUGCUUCAACAUUGGCUGCAUGCAGACCAUCCUGGAAAACAUGCCUGAGGCGGAGAAGGCCUUCACUAGAAGCAUUAACCGGGACAAGCAUCUGGCCGUGGCUUACUUCCAGCGAGGGAUGCUCUACUACCAGAUAGAGAAAUACGACUUAGCCAUCAAAGACCUUAAAGAGGCCUUGGUUCAGCUACGAGGGAACCAGCUGAUAGACUACAAGAUCCUGGGGCUACAGUUCAAGCUGUUUGCUUGUGAGGUAUUGUAUAACAUCGCUCUCAUGUACGCCAAGAAGGGGGAAUGGAAAAAGGCCGAAGAGCAGUUAGCUUUGGCGACGAGCAUGAAGUCUGAGCCCAGGCAUUCCAAGAUUGACAAGGCCGUGGAAAGUGUGUGGAAACAGAAGCUGUAUGAGCCCGUGGUCAUCCCCGUGGGGCGGCUGUUUCGACCAAAUGAUAGACAAGUGGCCCAGCUGGCCAAGAAGGAUUACCUAGGCAAGGCCACGGUUGUGGCUUCUGUGGUGGAUCAAGACAGCUUCUCUGGGUUUGCCCCUCUCCAGCCGCAGGCAGCUGAGCCUCCUCCCAGACCCAAGACCCCAGAGAUCUUCAGGGCUCUGGAAGGGGAGGCUCACCGGGUGCUGUUUGGAUUUGUUCCCGAGACCCCAGAGGAGCUCCAGGUCAUGCCAGGAAACAUCGUCUUUGUCUUGAAGAAGGGCAAUGAUAACUGGGCCACGGUCAUGUUCAAUGGGCAGAAGGGGCUCGUUCCCUGCAACUACCUUGAGCCGGUUGAGCUACGGAUUCAUCCUCAGCAGCAGCUCCAGGAGGAAACCUCCCUGGAACCUGACAUCCCACCUCCUCCCAGUUCCAAUGCCCCAGGGAGACCCCAGCUGUCACCAGGUCAGAAACAGAAAGAAGAGCCCAAGGAAAUACAGCUCAGGGUUCCUACACCCUACACAGUCAAGGUACACUACAAGUACACGGUGGUCAUGGAGACUCAGCCUGGGCUCCCUUACAACCAAGUCUGGCACAUGGUGUCCAAAAAACUGCAGCUCCUACCAGAGCACACUAAGCUGAGUUAUCUGCCUCGGGACAGCAAUGAGCUGGUGAACCUUUCAGAAGAAAGCAUGCAGGAUGCCUGGGGUCAAGUGAAAAACUACUGCCUGACUCUCUGGUGUGAGAACACAGUGGGUGACCAAGGCUUCCUAGAAGAACCGCAAGAAAGCAAAAAUUCUGACAUUAACAGCCAGAUAAAAGAGUCUCAGUUUAAAGAAGGGAGCCAAGUGGUAGCACUCUUCAGUUACGAGGCUACCCAACCAGAGGACCUUGAGUUUCAGGAAGGGGAUGUAAUCCUGGUGCUGUCGAAGGUGAAUGAAGAGUGGCUGGAAGGGGAAUGUAAAGGGAAAGCUGGCAUCUUCCCUAGAGCUUUUGUUGAAGAACGUGCGCCCAUGGAUUUAGACAGCACUCCUAGAGCCACCUAGGACGUUUCCCAAUCUACAAAUUUCAUGAAGAGAAAGCUUUAUUAUUUGUUCCCAAGAUUCAGUUCACCUCUGCUGUGCGUCACAGAGACAUUACAGCUUGGAAGUGUAAACUAACCUUCUUAAAAUUCAACCUGUUAGACAAUAAUACAAGAACUCAAGAUAGAUUUCCUAGUGCAUGAAGAGGAAUGGAGUGAAAACACCUGGAAAGGCGUGAGAAGGUUCUCUACAGCGCUGGUAAUCCAAAUGUACUUACUUUAUGAAAAUUCACUGAAUUGUAUACUUUUAAUCGGUGCAUGUUUCUGUACAUGUGAUAGCUCAAUAUAUUAUUUAAAAAACCCACAAACCCACAAAAAGAAAACAAGACACCCAGGGGUCCAGGCUCCAAACCUAAGUGGAAACACUCUUGUUUCUGUAUGAUUAAUACCAUAGACUCCCGAGGCUUUCAGGUAACCUUACAGGUCUUUCAGAAGACAUACACAUAUAAAACUGCUUAUGAACAUAUAAAACUUUUUGUAUUUUAGGGAAGGUUCUACAGGGUGUUCAGGGUCUCACUACUAGAUCCGACUUGUAGUGAUCCCCCUUUUUACAGCACAACUGUUCUUUAUCUUCUAAAAAGUUUCAGCACUUAAACAGAACACAGAAUCUACACUGAGUUAGGCUUCCACGGAAAACAUUCAAUUUCAGAGAAUUAAAAUACUAGUAGUACAUUCCUUUAUGCUUCCUCAAAGAGGGACUUCUAUUAAAGAGUUCAUCACUGAAUACGCACCACUAACAAGUGAUGAGAAGCUAUAUUCAAGAAAUCGAGGGCCAGCCAGGUAGCUCACCAGACUAAAGCGCCUGCUUAGGCAGGUGCAGGGACCAGGGUUUAAUCCCUGGCUU